Messenger RNA from Chroicocephalus ridibundus (black-headed gull), 7796 nucleotides. It is a transcript of the gene KPNA1, whose product is annotated as karyopherin subunit alpha 1. The transcript is spliced from 14 exons. The record is from RefSeq and is a predicted model, not a curated record. Gene Ontology annotation, biological process: NLS-bearing protein import into nucleus; postsynapse to nucleus signaling pathway. Gene Ontology annotation, cellular component: cytoplasm; nucleoplasm; nucleus. Gene Ontology annotation, molecular function: protein binding; nuclear import signal receptor activity. The coding region runs from base 139 to 1755 and encodes 538 amino acids. Lineage: Eukaryota; Metazoa; Chordata; Aves; Charadriiformes; Laridae.
GUUACGCAGUGCGCUGCGCGCGUGCGCACUGCCGUCGCCAGCCAGCGCUGGGCAGGCAGGGAGGGAGGGAGCGGCGCUCGCGCGCCUCGGGCCCGAGAGGAGACAGCGCCGGGCCGGGCCGCGCCGGCAGCAGGAAUCAUGACGACCUCAGGAAAAGAGAAUUUCCGACUGAAGAGCUACAAGAACAAAUCUCUAAACCCUGAUGAGAUGCGUCGCAGGCGGGAGGAAGAGGGUCUUCAGCUACGGAAGCAAAAGAGAGAGGAACAGUUGUUUAAACGCCGAAAUGUUGCAACGGCUGAAGAAGAAGCAGAGGAGGAAGUGAUGUCAGAUGGUGGCUUCCAUGAGGCUCAGAUGAACAACAUGGAGAUGACUUCUAGUGCAGUCAUCACCUCCGAUAUGAUUGAGAUGAUUUUCUCCAAUAGUCCAGAACAGCAGCUUUCAGCCACCCAGAAAUUCCGAAAGCUUCUUUCUAAAGAACCAAAUCCCCCAAUAGAUGAAGUCAUAAGCACACCAGGAGUGGUGGCCAGGUUUGUGGAGUUCCUCAAACGAAAAGAAAACUGUACAUUACAGUUUGAAGCUGCGUGGGUGCUGACAAAUAUUGCCUCGGGAAAUUCCCUUCAGACUCGAAUAGUGAUCCAAGCAGGAGCCGUCCCCAUCUUCAUAGAGCUGCUUAGUUCAGAGUUUGAAGAUGUACAGGAACAGGCAGUAUGGGCUCUUGGCAACAUAGCUGGAGACAGCACUAUGUGCAGAGACUAUGUAUUGGACUGUAAUAUCCUGCCCCCUUUAUUGCAAUUGCUUUCAAAACAGAACCGUCUCACUAUGACCCGAAAUGCUGUAUGGGCUCUAUCCAACCUCUGCAGAGGGAAAAAUCCACCUCCAGAUUUCGCCAAGGUUUCACCUUGUCUUAGUGUGCUUUCCUGGCUGCUCUUUGUCAAUGAUACAGAUGUAUUAGCAGAUGCCUGCUGGGCUUUGUCCUAUUUGUCUGAUGGUCCCAAUGAUAAAAUCCAGGCUGUGAUUGAUGCAGGAGUCUGCAGAAGACUUGUGGAAUUGCUGAUGCACAACGAUUACAAAGUUGUAUCUCCUGCCUUGCGAGCUGUUGGGAACAUCGUCACAGGAGAUGAUAUCCAGACCCAGGUAAUUCUGAAUUGUUCAGCGCUGCAAAGCUUACUACACUUGCUAAGUAGCCCAAAAGAAUCUAUCAAAAAGGAAGCAUGCUGGACAAUAUCUAAUAUAACAGCUGGAAACAGAGCCCAGAUCCAGACAGUCAUAGAUGCGCAUAUCUUUCCAGCUCUUAUAAAUAUUUUGCAAACGGCUGAGUUUCGGACAAGGAAGGAAGCUGCUUGGGCAAUCACGAAUGCAACAUCUGGAGGCUCUGCUGAACAAAUCAAGUAUUUAGUAGAACUGGGAUGCAUCAAACCGCUCUGCGACCUCCUGACAGUAAUGGACUCAAAGAUUGUGCAAGUAGCACUGAAUGGGCUGGAGAAUAUCCUGAGGCUUGGAGAGCAGGAAUCCAAACGCAGCGGCACUGGCAUCAAUCCCUACUGCGCUCUUAUUGAAGAAGCGUAUGGCCUGGACAAGAUUGAAUUCCUGCAGAGCCAUGAGAAUCAAGAGAUUUAUCAGAAGGCCUUUGAUCUGAUUGAGCACUACUUUGGAACAGAGGAUGAAGACAGCAGCAUUGCCCCACAGGUGGAUCUCAACCAGCAACAGUACAUCUUCCAGCAGUGUGAGGCUCCCAUGGAAGGCUUCCAGCUCUGAGGUGCCCCUGUGCUGUGUGCUCCUCUACCUAGCCAAUCCUGUUGUCGAGCCACAAGCCACCCGUGGAGUGAUUCUCUCAAUGUUUUCCAUAACCCUGUUUGCGCUCAUUCGCUUGCCUUGUGCACAUGCUCUUACAUACGUCUGGAAAACUUUUGGCUCUCCGUGGCAGGAUGCCCUCUCCUUGGCAAGGGGUCGCCAGAAUCACCCUUCUCUUCUAGAUUCUGAACCUCUCCACUGUCAUCUUCGUGGAGUUGAGGCACCUUUCUAUACUUUGAGAAAUUCCCUGCUCCUAUUACAGGAAAAUAAUCCCUCCUCCGUAGCCCCCACACUCCUGGCAUCCAAGAUAAGGCUGCUUUUCUCUUGUAUUUGCUGCAGUGCGUGCCUGCAGUCCAGGGAGACAUUCGGACUUUCCAAGAACGUAGCUGAAUUCAUUCCCCGUAUCAUCCCCUGGAUGCCUCUUUGGAUGGCUAUGUGAGAUGCGUUAAAUUUUCACAUGCGAUGUAUCUACUUUGCUGUAUGUGCCAGCUGGGGUUAUUGGCAUACAGAACAUGUUACAAAGAAUGGAAUAAGUUCUCUAUCCCCUGCAACAACAGGCUGCAAAGAACGUGUUUUCUGGUUCUUAAGAAUACCGAAGACAUCUGGCCCCAUCCCUUCUGAACACUGAGCUCCCAUGCUGGAUUGCAGACCACUGUGGAGAUUUGUAUACCUUCCCAGUCUUUCCAUCCACAAAAAGAGAGCCUGAGAACAGGUCACUCUUACCACCUGCCCAGAAAUGACUUUCCAAACCAGUCUCUAGAAUGGAGAAACUACCCUCACUUCUGCUUGCCAGCACAGUACGAUCCACCCGGGCUUCCUUAAAAAUCAAGCCCUUUCUGACUUCAUGCUCCAGAGUCUGGUCCUUGGUAUUAUAGCUAUGGCUGAAAAAUUCCUGUCUGCCUCUUCACAUUUUUACACAGCGUGACUUGAACAGAUUUAUCUUCUGAAAAAUUACCUUCUGAAUAUGGAAAUCUUCAUUUCUAAAACUUAGCACAAGGAGCGUUAGAUCUCCUUUUCAUUUUCACGAGACAAGAGCUUCCUCUCCAGCUCACCUGAUAAACGGAGUCCUCCUGGUCAGGCCCCUUAUUUAACAACUAAAAUGACACUACAGUCAAAGGAUAGUAACAUUACCCACGGAUCCGCCUGACCCUUUCAUUUCAUUUUUCCCUUUUGCUGUUUACGGGACUUCAGGUGAAUUAGCAUGGAACGCAUGGUUCCUACAGGUGACAUCUAUAAGACAUCGCUGACUGCAUGACAGCUGUCAUCUGCAGCUGCAGACUGCCCUUCUGCUAGCAGCAUGUUCUUGGCUCCGCAACCUGCUUGGAUCACAGACGUCUGAUGCAAAGGCCAGCCACUCCUCACUGAGUUCAGCUGACAUUGACACCAAACCCUUCACACAACUGGGGAGAUGCCACCUGAUUGAAAGUGGCAGUUCCAUUUCUGUAAACGCAAUGGAUUCUCCAGGCCGUCCGCUCCCCCCUGCAUCGGGCUGUGUUCUUUCAAGCCGUUUUGCACGCUUGGAACACACACUUGUCCAGUGUAAACAUUUCAAAAUUGCCACUGGCAACUGCAGCGUCAUGUACCUGCGGUGAAUGUUAGUGGCAGAACUGUCUGCAAGAUCCUCCUUAUGACUCCUCUCAGUGACAAGCCACUGCAAAAACAAAACCAGCCCAUUGGAUACAGAAUAAUAAACAUAUAUAAAUCACUUGUCAAACUGCUGAAAGAAGCUAGGCAAAGGCCUGAACAUCAGCUCUGUGUGACCAUUAUUUAAAUACAGUCUUCAGUUCUGUCUCUGCUUCAGGAUGGAGACUCUGACCUGUGUGGCCACUGCAGAGGCCACCUGCUGCCUCCCUAGCUAAGCCAGUUGGCCUCCACCUUCCCUCUCCCAGUUAUUUUCUCUAGUGCUGCUUUGUGCUGAAGGAACAUUUAGUUUACUGCACUUGAUCUGUAAAUGGACUUUGAUUCUUUGUAAUUUUAGGGGGUUAAAUUUGGUGGUUAAUUUAAAAAAAGAAAAAAACCCCUCAAUGUUGCCUUUACAUCACAUAUAAAUAACUGUGUUUCUCUUUUCUUGAAGGGUGAUAGAAGCACUGAUUAGUAGCAAAAUCUUGUUUUAGCUUUUGGAUUUUUUUGUGCUGGAUUUUUUUACGUGUAAAUUUCCAAUAACAUGUCAUUUCUAUAAGAUUUGUUUAAAAUCAUGUACCUCUUAUUGGAUGGUAUAAAAAUGCUACAUAUUUUGUAAACAAAUCUGAGCAAAGUGUGUGUGCAUAUAUUCUGUAUAUUCAUAUAUGUAUAUUCUGUGUAUAUAUACACUAGUGUGUAUAUAUACAUAUAUACACACACACGUAUAUAUAUACACACAUGCGUAUGUGUGUAUGUAUAUACAUAUCUAUAUAACUAUAUAUCUAUAUAUAUAUAAGUGUUUUCUCUUCCAGGCUAGUGAAAACAAUGUGGUGCAUUGGCGUUUCCUUCCCCCACCCCCCAAGAAAAUAAUGACAAUUGCCUCUAAAUGAGUGAAUUAAAAAAUAGUCCAUUUAAGCUGAAUGGUGUGCCUUCCUCUGUAAGGAGCCUGGCCAGUGUUUGUUACUUUUGCAGUGGAUAUGUGAAUUCAGACCAGAUAAGUAUAAAUCUUUAAACUUGGUAUGUUUGUUUGAAGUGACAGGCUUGGUUGACACAGGUAAUAUUGUUGUCAUAUAUACUUAGACUGUGUAAGGCAUUUGACUGGUACUGCAUAACAUUUUGACUGAAAACUAAAACAAUACAAAAAUCAACAUGGCACACAUUAAAUGGAUUAAAACGUGGCUAACUCACAGGUCUCGAUUUAAUUUUAAAUGGUGCUCAAUUGAGUGUAUUUCCAUCAGGAUCUUCCAGCAAUCAGUUCUUGGCCUUGCUUUACUUAGCCUUAUUGAUGGGUUGGUAAGAAACAAAAUCUACUUCAAACAAAGGCUGCAAACUCCGUGAGUAUGGAAGCGAGAUCAGACCUGUGAAUUAUGAAAGGAACAGCUCACUGAUACAGACUGAUCAGAAUUACUUGGUAAACCAGGGGCAAGUAAACUGUUUGCAUUUUAAUAGACCCACAUGUGUAGUGUUAUGUUACCCACCUAAUAAAUAAUAUUCAGGCCACAGGUGAAGGACUCCGUUUUGGAGGAAAAGCGCCUCUGAAAGAGUAUGAGGAUCAUUAUACGUUAUCACUCAAACACUAUUUCCUAACACAAUUCUGUGGCUAGUUUAAUGCUUAUAGAUACAAAAGGAAAUCUUUAGUAGAAAUGGGAAAUUUAUUUUAACUUUGUAUUUUACAUUGGUGCAACUUUUUUACAGGAACGCUCUCAGUGUUGCUAUCAGCAGCUAAAAAGGGUUGCUAAAAAUUUGGAACAGCAACAGCUUCUAAAAAGGUGUAAGUUCCAUUCAGAUGAGAAAUGGUUCUCAUCUCAUGCUUCCAUUCAGAUGAGAAAUUUUUUAGACUGACAUGAGAGUAACAAGGGUUAUGUGCCCUGCUAGGAAUAUUGAAACCAGUAUUCUUCGCUUUCCUGAAGGACGCACUGCUGCUCAAACAGGAACUUAGAAAAUGCUGCUAGUUUCCACUUUUGUGAAGGUGACACUGUUUUAAAUGAUCUGUUCUUGUUUUGUGUGUAGGUAGGAAACAGCAUGGUCUUACGUGUAGGGGACAGGCCAGGAAGCUGUUGAGGUUCUUGGUUUUUUCUCUGUGUGUAGUGCCAGAAGAGUGAUCUCACGUAUUUUCUUCUGCCCUUAUCCUCAACACGAAAGUUAAUGCAUUUGUUUUUGUCUGCUUGUGGAGAUCCAACCUAAGCACCUUCCGAAAGCCCCACAAGCUGGUAAGGUGAAAGGAUUGAUGAGAACAAGAAUCUCUGAGUUGUUCUUGCAGCGUCAGUUAAACUGGGCAUUAGAGAAAGGAAAAUGCAGGACUACCUGGAAUUGUUAUCUAGCCAUCCUGUCCGCACACCUGUAAUGCCUUUGAAGUGUUGUGUAUUUGUUGGGGCAGCAAACAGGAGCUAUAUUUUUUUCUGUUGGUAAACUCCCAGUGGGACGUGGCAGGCAGGAUCACUCUUUUGGGUUCAGGAGGAUGCAACGGACAAUGGAGCAGAAGAUUAUUGAAAGCUCAGUAACUAAGCCAGGACCGGUGCUUGGGGAUCCUGGGAAGACACCAUGCACACAAACAAUCCUUUGAGGGAACUGCUGCCUAGAGACUUUGGCCAGGUCUUUCAUUCCUGUAUUAGUUCCUUGAUGCCAACCAGCUACUGGUGGUCAAAGUCCCUUCGCUUAGUCUUAAGGGAAGGGAGGAAGGCACCGGCCCUGGAAAACCUAUAUGUUCUUGAACCUGCAUUUAUAUAACUACCAUCAUCGAGACUGUUACGAUCCAAGUCCCACCACCCAGUCCUAAAUGUGACAUUGCUUCUGGUGAUACACCUCCAUGCUUCCCUGAGGAUUUCCAGAGCAGCUGUUGUACCUCUGUGCCAGGUUUAAGUAAUUCCCGCAUCUUCCAGUAUGGUUUCUUUGCUUCUGGGAUUGGCACAACACAUCAGUAGUACCUUCCCAUGCCAGUCUUAGCCAGUAGACUUGAAGGUCUUUCUUUAGAUGCCCAAGUCUUAGUAGGAAAAUUAACAGGAGGUUUUUGUGUACUUCUCUGGCCAUGCUCAUAGGGCUCCUGCGUGCUCUUCUAAGGUGUCAUUCAAGUUGUCAAUUCAAUCAUGGCACUGGGAAAUUUCAGUUGCCUUUGAAACAGGUACAGCAAUAUGGCAUAUGGUAUAGGAUUGAUAAUUUGACUUUUUUGGAUAAAUGUGAAUGGUGUUGCAGACCAAGCCAAAGGGGAGAAAGAAAAGGAAAUGCUGUUUAAGGGCUUAGUAUGUUCCUCUCCAUCGGGCAUUGUUAAAAGGCUGUAGGCUAAAUCUAUGAGCUAAUCAGGUGAUCCGAGGUCUAUUAAGAAGUUCUCCAGUCAGUUAGACUGGCUGCCUAGGCCAGAAAUACGUGUUGUUUUUAAGCCGUUUUCUGUGUUUAGAAGUGCUUUCUUGGAAGCCAUCACACUAGGAAAGAGGUGAUUUCUUUCGUUGCCCCUCUGAGAAAGAUACAUGUAAUUUUUCUAAUGCCCAACUGCUUGCAAAGGAAAUUUGCAAAGGUUGUGAGCGAGCUGGAGACGGCACAAAGCCCAGUGGCUCAGGCUUUUAUUUGCGACUCUAGAGACCAUGUGGAAGCUGAAAGAAAAACCAAAGGUGUGCAGUGAUGCGCAGGUUUUACAGUAGAUACUGAAAUGGUGAAGAUACCAGAGGUAGAAGGAAAGGCUGUAUGACUUCUACAUGGACCUUCUGUCAAACCACUGGACCAGGGGUCAGUUUUCGAGUAGACAGCAUAAAGCUUAUAGAAAGUUAAGUAAAAUGAAAAACUAGUGACCACUGCUGCUCUGGGGGGUUGCUUUCUACGUGGUAUUUGACAUGGUUUUAUUUGAAACACUUUACCAGCUGGAUGAGUCCAAAUAGUUUUAUUUCCAAAACUAGGUGAGGUACCCGCCAGUUCUGUUCACAAGAGUGCGCUCGGAGGUGCUUAUUGAAAGGGGGAUACUUCUCAGAGAUGCAUGGUUUUAAGCUCUGCCAUCAUCAAGCAUAAAUGAAAUCACAAGUUUCUCUUCGUGGUAACCUGAACAGGUAAGCAGACUUUCUAGUAACUUACAAUCAUUUCGAUGAUGUUAAUCCAGGUGAUACAAUUAUUCCUGACUCAAGGACUCCCCUAAUAAUUGUUCUCUCUUACGCAAAGAGGAACAUGUGGAAUACUUUAGGCAGGCUGUAACAAUAGAGAAUACAUACAGCACCAUACUUCCUGAAUGGACCUGAAAUAGUCAGUAAUAGUGGAUGACUGUCCAGCGAAAGUAUUUGGAAAUCUAAUGGGCUGUCCUUUUGUGUCCGUUACCUUUUCUUAAGUGGUAACUGGCUGGAUGGCUGGGCCCAGAGAGUGGUGGUGAAUGGAGUUAAAUCCAGUUAGCGGCCAGUCACAAGUGGUGU